AGGGUGCAAAACCAAGGAGUCACACCUGUACACUUCGAGAGUUUUUAUUUUUCAAGAUCAGAUCGGGUCGGGGCGAGGAGAGGAGAAAAUAAAAGCAAACUGGAGAGACCCUCUGUUCCUCUCCCUACCAACCAUCUUCCUUAGCGACGAGGCCACCCAGAGUUCCACAGGAAAGAAGCGCGACCGGAGAAAGAAGAAGAAGAGCAAGAUGUCGUCGGUGUUCAGCGGCGAUGAGACGGCGCCCUUCUUCGGCUUCCUCGGCGCCGCCGCCGCCCUCGUCUUCUCAUGCAUGGGGGCGGCCUACGGGACGGCCAAGAGCGGCGUCGGGGUGGCGUCCAUGGGAGUCAUGCGGCCGGAGCUCGUCAUGAAGUCCAUCGUGCCCGUCGUCAUGGCGGGAGUGCUCGGAAUCUACGGCCUCAUCAUCGCCGUCAUCAUCAGCACCGGGAUCAACCCCAAGGCCAAGCCCUACUUCCUCUUCGACGGCUACGCUCACCUCUCAUCAGGGCUCGCCUGUGGCCUCGCGGGGCUCGCCGCCGGCAUGGCCAUUGGCAUUGUCGGUGAUGCUGGAGUCAGGGCUAAUGCGCAACAACCAAAGCUGUUCGUGGGCAUGAUCCUUAUCCUCAUUUUCGCAGAAGCACUUGCCCUUUACGGUCUCAUCGUGGGCAUCAUCCUCUCGUCCCGUGCCGGCCAGUCCCGUGCGGAUUAGGCGCCUCGCUCUACCAUUCUGCAAUUGCCACACAGGCUACAUUCUUGAGAAGCUUUCUAAUUUUGAUGUAUUAAGGAGAUAUUUGUAGAUUAUUAAGGAAGGUGACACUUCCAGUACCGUUUUCAUUCUUUUUGGGUUGUGGUGGGCGUUUGCUGUUCGUGCAGAGGAUUUUGGGGUAGGCUGGAUUGCUGCUCCUGGGAAUAUGGGUUUUAAUCCUACUUGGUGGUGAAUAAAAACAUGCAUUGUAGCUAAAUAAUAAAUUUAUGAUUAUAUUAUGUUCA
Messenger RNA from Aegilops tauschii subsp. strangulata, 987 nucleotides. Its product is annotated as V-type proton ATPase 16 kDa proteolipid subunit. Gene Ontology annotation, biological process: proton transmembrane transport. Gene Ontology annotation, cellular component: proton-transporting V-type ATPase, V0 domain. The record is from RefSeq and is a predicted model, not a curated record. NCBI's taxonomy places the organism in Eukaryota, Viridiplantae, Streptophyta, Magnoliopsida, Poales, Poaceae. Gene Ontology annotation, molecular function: proton-transporting ATPase activity, rotational mechanism.